AUGGGAGCAACGGAUAGUAAAUUGGCCUUUCGUAAAGGCGUAUUUAGGCUGUUUGAAGAGAGAAAUAUUGAUGUUUCUGAUGAAUAUUGGUCACAGUUUUGGGAUCUCCCAGAGUCUGCUGAAGAUGUAUUUUCACUUGUGGGUGCGCAAGACAUUCGACGCGCAAGAGAUCAAGCGAGGGAAAAUCUUGAGACACUAAUACAUAAGAUUACCGAUCGGAUUUUUCAUAUUUUGGGAGCACCUGAUUUUCCCUCCCCUCAAAAUUCUACAUUACAACUUCUCAAUUGUAUUAGACUCCUUACACGUGUUAUGCCAUUUAUUUUUGAAUCAGAAGAAUUAGAUGAUUGGGAGAAUGAAUUCUUCUGGACGCCAACAAAAAAUAUCAAGAAAACCAUUAAAUCAGAGACCACCAGUGAUAUCCAAAAUGCUUCAAAAGAGGUGAAUGAUGGAAUUCCCACUGAAAAUUCAGAAAGGGAUGCAACUCAGGAAUCCUCUACCCAAAAUCGGAAUAGUUCCGAGUCUCAUGAAACAAUACCGCCCCUUGGAGAACGCCUUUUGUCCGCGUUAAUCGACCUAUUAUUUUUGACAGGUUUUACAUUACCAAUAAAUCUCUCGAGUGAAUCUUCUCGCAUCGUUUAUGUUAAUUGGGAAACAGGUGUUGGAUCUACUAUACCGAUUGGAUCGUCAAAAGAGAAUGAUUCUAAUAAAACAGAAACAUUAAGGCUCCUUCUUGCACUUGUUUCAAAGUCAAUGUACAUGCCAGGAGCAACCUUCAUUUCAAAAGAAAAUAAAUGGAUUAAAUUCUUGGUUCUUAAAUUGGAACGAAAGGUUGUUCUAGCAUUACUUUGCAGUCUGCUUAACACUACUGUGAAAUACAAUCCUGCUGGGUGGGGAGUACCUUACAACCAUAUGGUUUUUACAGAUCCACGGGAGAUGCUCGUGACUCUCUGUUUACAGGUUUUGCUAGUCUUAUUAGACUACCGUUCCCCAUCAAAUAGAAUAGAUACUAUCUAUGCAGGUACUAAUGAUCCAGAAGAACAUAAUAGAUUGUCAUCUGCUGGGACAAUAGGAAACAAUGAAGAAUCUGCUUCGGCUACUUCACCGAAAAAUGAUUUAUCAGGAGAACCUGAUGCAACUCAAGAGGUGCAUAGUGAGGCUACAAAACCGAAUACUAAUCCUCAAACAUCACAUUUGCCUCCAAAUGUGGACAAUGCGUUUAGACAUUAUGCUUCAAAGUUACAUCGGUCUCAAGACUUUCAGUUUCUUAUGGAUGGGAUAUAUCGUAUUCUAAGUAAUCCGAUGCAGGCGAAUAACACAUAUUUACCGGGAUCUACUAAGCAAAUCCGAUGUCACCAGGAAAUGUUAAUGCUUUUAUGGAAACUUUUGGAGAUUAAUAAAUACUUAUUAGAAACUGAUAGAGUUCUGGACGUUUUAAUUGUCUUAUUGUAUUAUUCUAUGGAGAAUAAACAUGAUCAAGCGCAACUUGGAUUUGUACGUAUGUGUGCCUUUAUUCUGCAAACGCUAUCUGCAGAUCGUAACUUUGGCAUGAAGUUGAACAAGCAAUUUGAAGGCUAUGGAUCACUUCCUUCGAAUGUUCGAAUUUCUGCAUUUAAUGCUGGCACUUAUGCUGACUACAUGAUCAUUGUAAGUGAACUUACCUCAACAACACGUGGAACAUUACAUCCACUUUAUCCUGCAUUUGUACUGACAAUCACAAAUGUGUCUCCAUAUUUGAAGAACUUGUCUGUUACUUCGUCAGUAAAAUUAGUUCAACUUUUUUCAUCGUUCUCUUCACCAGGUUUUUUACUGGCUGAUGAAGGAAAUCAUCGAUUGGUGGGAUAUAUGUUGGAGGCUUUUAAUAAUAUUAUCCAAUAUCAAUUUUCUGACAACCCGCAUGUUGUAUAUGCAAUCGUUUGUAACCCAAAAAAGUUUGAAGAAUUAUUCGAUUUUACACUUUCGAAAGGUCUAGCUGAGGUUAAAAGACUGCAAUCUGCUAAAGAACAACGUAAAAAACAGAUACACAAUAUUUCCAUGAAUAAAUCUGAAUCAUCAUUAGAUAAAAAAAGUAUGCAUGAUGAAUCGGCUUCGCAAUCACAAACAGACUCAGAAAGUAUGACCAGUAAUAAAAAGGACGAGGAACAUGAUGUAGAAUUAGACGAAAAAACAGAACUGUUAAAUACAACUUCAGCAGAUGAACAUGAGGAAUCAACGCACUUGUCUGAAAAAGCUCGCGGUAAAUUGCCGGAGGGCGUCACAGCGUCAAGUAGGCAACGUAGUAGUAUGGACAGUACCCAAACCGAUGCUAAUAGUAAUAACAUUAUAACACCUUUUGCUGUUGGAAAGUCAGGGUUUAUCCCAACUGAAGACUGGGUAUCCGCUUGGCAUCCACAUUUACCAUUUGGAACAAUUCGAGUCCUUCUUCGUGAAUUAGUUCCGAAAGUUAAAUCCAUGUGUGCUUCACAAUCAAUAACUACUGAUCAGGGAGUACUAGAAUUUCUUCGAACUACUUCUUUAGUUGGAAUACUAUCACCUCCGCAAUCCCUUUUCAUUCGUAAAUUUCAAUGGUCAGAGGCAAGCGUAGUUUGGUUUGCGAGUGUGUUGUGGGCACAAGUGUAUUUAGCAUCGUCAAGCUAUCUAGGAAUAUUCAACGGAACAAAUGUGAAGUUGUUUUUGGUUAAGUCUUCUACGAAAGAAGGGGGGCAGAGACUUAAAAACGCGAUUGGAAGUGCCGUUAGUGAGGGUGUUCAAGGCGUUUUUGAUC
Messenger RNA from Cetraspora pellucida, 2761 nucleotides. NCBI's taxonomy places the organism in Eukaryota, Fungi, Glomeromycota, Glomeromycetes, Diversisporales, Gigasporaceae. The record is from the annotation of a GenBank genome assembly.